This is a messenger RNA of Durio zibethinus, 2220 nucleotides long. RefSeq names its product endonuclease V family protein. Gene Ontology annotation, molecular function: single-stranded RNA binding; RNA endonuclease activity producing 5'-phosphomonoesters, hydrolytic mechanism. Gene Ontology annotation, biological process: DNA repair. NCBI's taxonomy places the organism in Eukaryota, Viridiplantae, Streptophyta, Magnoliopsida, Malvales, Malvaceae. The record is from RefSeq and is a predicted model, not a curated record. Gene Ontology annotation, cellular component: cytoplasm; nucleolus.
CAAAAACUUUUCAUAUUUAUAAAUAAUUACUUUAUUUAAAUUGUCGACAUAAAAUUGUAUUUUAUAUAAUACAAAAACGGGAUAAUCGAAAAGACUAGCCAGUUUUCUUGUUGAAGCCAGGCUCCUCUUUGAAUUUGGGUUUUCAUGUCCAUUGUUCUAUAUUAGACUUGGUUUUAAUGGCCUGUAGCUGUUGGGUUGCUUUUUUUAUUACUCGGCACGCGCCAUACCAUGGUUCUUUUGAUUCUUACGAUUUUCCACCUAGUUAUUUUUUUAGUUGGAAAAUCUUCGUAGUAGAUUUACCUCUUCACGGUUUGACAGCCAUUCAUAGAUGAUCUGCUCUUCCAAUCUCAUCUUAGUAGUUGCAUAGGAACCGCCUGAUUCUGAAGAAGUUGCGUUAGAUGUAAAGAAAUUAGAUCUGAUUCUGAUCUCCAGUUUUGAACAGCUUCAGCAUUGCGGAAGCGAAAGUGGAAAAUGGAAGGGGUAAAUGAAAAUGAGAAAGAGGAAGCACAAAAACGUUCAGAUCCGCCUGAAUUGGGCAAAUGGGCCGAACGACUGAUUGGAAUGACAGGAUUCAAGAUACGCUAAAGAAAAGUGUCAUUGCGGUGGAUGAUUUCCCAUGGAGAUUGCCCUCUCCACAGUCACACUCACACCAGCAACAACUCACGUAUGUGGGGGGAGUGGACGUCAGCUUCUCCAAGGAAGAGCCAUCCAUGGCAUGUGGGAGCCUCGUGGUUUUGGACCUCCAUCAUGAUCUGCGCCUCGUCUAUCAGGACUACACUUGCCUCACCCUUGACGUUCCUUAUGUCCCUGGCUUCCUUGCCUUCCGUGAGGCUCCCAUUCUUGUACAUCUCUUAGAGAAGAUGAAAAACGAUGCUAGUCCUUUCUACCCGCAGGUACUUAUGGUGGAUGGUAAUGGAUUACUUCACCCUCGAGGCAAGUUUAGUCUUUACUCUAUUAACUCCCCUUAUCACCUUCACUUACAACACCAACGCUAUGGAAACCCAAGUUUUGGUUUGGCCUCUCAUCUAGGUGUUCUUGCUAACAUUCCAACCAUUGGUAUUGGAAAGAACCUGCAUCAUAUUGAUGGUCUUACUCAAUCUGGGGUAAGAAAACUUCUCGAAGCUGAAGAAAACAGAGCCAAUGACGUUAUUACUUUAAGAGGCAGCUCAGGCUUCAUUUGGGGUGCGGCAAUGAGAUCAACUCAAGGUUCACUGAAGCCUGUAUUUGUUUCAAUUGGUCAUCGAGUAUCACUUGAUACUGCCAUCAAGAUUGUAAACAUGACAUGCAAAUUUCGUGUGCCAGAGCCUAUCAGGCAGGCUGAUAUAAGAUCCAGAGAGCAUCUUCGAAAGCAUCACAUUGGAAUGUUAGCAUGAUAUAAUUGCUAAAUGGCUUUUCUCAAAUAGCUGUGAAGGUCUGUUCUCAAAAGUUUUUGGCUAAUGUGGAAAGCAUCUAGGAUGUACUGGUGGCAGUACAGCAUUUGUCAGAAGUUAUCCAGUCUGGCAUUUAUUAUUAGAUUUUCGAAGCAGUUACAGGAAUCACGCCAAUGCGGGAGACACAGCCACACCAUUGACUUCCCAUAUAGAUGAUUAUGGAUCUGCAUAAAGUUGAGCCAACGGUGAUGUAUCAGUUGUUCCUAAUGCCGCCAGUGAUUGCUACCAUGCAUGACUUUUGAGUUCCUGACAGAUGGCAUUGUUGACCUGUGUUUCCUAUCCUGACUGUUAAUGCCCUUACCUGUCAUCACUUCUUGACUGGUGGCCGGAUGUUCAUCAAUUUGUCGCUAAACAAAAAGUCCAAGCACGAUGAAUGGUUCAUCAAUCAAAAGAAUUUAAUUAGAGAAAUCUUGUACUUUCACGUGCUAGGAAUACAGAGACAGCAUGUCAUUUUGCACGGCUCUUAUUAACUUGAAACGGGUCCUUCGUUCUCUUCCUUUAAUUGUAGAAUUCGCCAAGGCUUUUACCUAUGAUACUUUGUUGAUUCGUGAGUCCAAGUUCAGAAUUUGAAAUGCUGAAUAUUUUCUGUAGUUCGUACAUGUAGAUUGAACGAAUGAACUGAAUCGGAAUGGCAUUCCGUCAAUUUUUCACAGUAGUGUAAAUACAAGUAGUGAUUCAAACAUUCAGUCUCAAAGAUUUUGGGGAAGGAAAUCACGAUUGUGAAUUUGUAGAGUAGCUCAAAAUCUCAUGUAAAUGCUUAUUGAUUUUUCCUAGUACAAGUAUUUACCAA